Mangifera indica (mango) is the source of this 3320-nucleotide messenger RNA. RefSeq names its product MDIS1-interacting receptor like kinase 2-like. Lineage: Eukaryota; Viridiplantae; Streptophyta; Magnoliopsida; Sapindales; Anacardiaceae. The transcript has 2 exons. Gene Ontology annotation, molecular function: ATP binding; protein kinase activity; protein binding. The record is from RefSeq and is a predicted model, not a curated record. Gene Ontology annotation, biological process: protein phosphorylation. The coding region runs from base 12 to 3122 and encodes 1036 amino acids.
AAGUUUAAGCAAUGGCAUUCUCAUCCCUCAGUAAACUCUCCCUUGUUUUCUUAAUCUUCUCUGUUCUGCUACGUUUUCAACUCAAUGCUGCAUUUAAUUCUACUCAAGAAGCACAAGCUCUUCUCAAAUGGAAAGCCUCCCUUCAACCCCAGAGUCAUUCUGUCCUCUCUUCAUGGACACUAUAUCCUGUUAAUGCCAGCCACAAUUCUACUCAGCACGCAUCGAAAAUGAGCCACUGUUCCUGGUAUGGAAUUUCUUGCAACCAUGCUGGAAGUGUCCAUAGAUUGAACCUGUCUAAUGCAAAUUUAAAAGGUACGCUCGAUGAAUUAUCAUUCUUAUCAUUUCCUCAUCUUGCGUAUCUUGAUCUCAGCAUAAAUGAACUUUUUGGAAUCAUCUCUUCUCAAAUUGGUAAUCUUUCCAAAUUGAAGUAUCUCGACUUAUCAACCAAUCAGUUUUCUGGGAAAAUACCGAUUGAAAUUGGUCUUCUAACUCAUCUAGAGACCUUGCACCUAGCUGAGAAUCAAUUGAAUGGUUCAUCAAUUCCUAAUGAAAUAGGACAACUGAAUUCUCUUGUUGAUCUUGCUCUGUAUAGUAAUGGUUUGGAGGGUUCAAUUCCUACUUCUUUGGGAAAUUUGAGCAACUUGGCUUGGUUAUAUCUUUAUAAUAAUUCACUUUCUGGUUUCAUUCCUCCAGAGAUGGGAAACCUCUCUAAUUUACUUGAACUCUGUAUAGAUACCAAUACCUUAACAAGUCAAAUCCCUGCCACUUUGGGCAAUCUAAGAAAACUAACCGUGUUGUAUAUGUUCAAAAACCAACUUUCUGGUUCCAUUCCUCAAGAAUUAGGAAAUUUGGAGUCUCUCUUUAAUAUGAGCCUUUAUAGCAACAAUCUUUCAGGUUCUAUUCCAAUGUCUCUAGGUGGGUUGAAAAAUCUGACCCUUCUUCAUUUAUACCAAAAUACUUUGUCAGGUUCUAUUCCCACUGAAAUAGGAAAUCUGAAAAACCUUGUGGAUUUAGAUUUGAGCCAAAAUCAACUCAGUGGUUCUGUCCCUAAUUCCUUAAAAAAUUUGAGCAACUUAGAGUUUUUAUACCUUCGACAAAACAAUCUUUCUGGAACCAUUCCACAAGAAAUUGGAUUCAUGAGGCUCAUUCAUUUGCAAUUAGACAGCAACCACUUCACUGGUCACUUACCCAAUAAUAUAUGUGUUGGUGGUUCUCUGAAGAGGUUAGGUGUCAAUGGCAACAAUUUUUCUGGCCCGAUUCCCAAUGGCUUGAGAAACUGCACAAGCCUAACAAGGCUUGUUAUGCAACGAAACAACUUUCGUGGAAAUAUAUCUGAAAGUUUUGGAGUGUAUCCAAAGCUAGAACUGAUAGAUCUCAGUCAUAAUAGUUUUUAUGGUGAAAUUUCAUCUGUCUGGGAAAAGUGUCCAAAAUUAGAAACUCUAAAGAUGGCAGAGAAUCAUAUUACUGGCAGCAUACCAGUUGAGAUUGGAAACUUAACUCAACUAGGUAAACUCAAUCUUUCUUCUAAUUUUUUGGUUGGGGAGAUUCCAAAAGAAAUUGGAAAAUUGAGUCUGCUGGAGGAGCUGAUUUUGAAUGGGAAUCAACUUUCUGGUGAUAUACCUCCAGAAAUUGGGUCACUCACAGAAAUUACCAGUCUUGACUUAUCCACAAACAAGUUGAGCAAAUCAAUCCCUGCAACUCUUAGGAACUUGUUGAAAAUUCAUUACUUGAAUUUGAGCAACAACCAGUUUUCCCAGGAAAUUCCACCUCAGUUGGGAAAACUAAGUCUGCUGACAGAUCUGGAUUUGAGUCAUAAUUUCCUUAGCGGAGAGAUACCAUCUGAAAUCUGUGAUUUAGAGAGCUUGCAGGAUCUUAAUAUCUCCCACAACAACUUCUCUGGUUUCAUUCCUAGAGAAUUUGAGAAGAUGAAACUGUUGAAUAUCGACAUAUCCUACAAUGAGUUGCAGGGUCCAAUUCCCAACAGCACAGCCUUUCGAAGUGCUACCAUAGAAGAAUUACAAGGGAACAAAGAUUUGUGUGGUGAUGUUAGAGGUCUGCGACCUUGUGGUACUUUAUUGCCAGCAAAACAUGGCCUGCAGGAGGGUUGGAAAAUCUUUCUCACAGUUUUUUUCCCUCUUCUAGGAGCCCUUGUUCUUUCGGUUGUGGUCAUUUGUAUACUUUUUAGUUCCAGAAGAGCAAAGAGAGACUCUCGUGAUCAACAAAAUGCUAUGCAGAAUGAAGAAUUCCUUUGGAUAUCAACUUUUAAAGGUAAAAAGAUGUAUGAAGAAAUCAUAGCAGCAACAAAGGAUUUUGAUGGCAGUCACCUUAUUGGAGAAGGCGGUCAUGGAAGUGUUUACAAAGCCGAGUUGUCACCAGGGAAUAUUGUAGCAGUAAAGAAAAUCCACUCUAUGUAUACUGGUGAUAUAGCCCAUCAAAAGGAGUUCUUGUGUGAAAUAAGGGCAUUGACAGAGAUAAGACAUCGAAAUAUUGUGAAAUUUUUUGGUUUUUGUGUACAUUCACGACACUCAUUCUUAGUCUAUGAGUAUCUUGAAAGGGGUAGCCUGACAACAAUUCUUAGCAAUGAAGCAGAAGCAGCAGUGUUGGAUUCGAGUAAGAGAGUGAAUGCCAUAAAAGGUGUGGCACAUGCUUUGUCUUACAUGCAUCAUGAUUGCUUCCCACCGAUUGUUCAUCGCGACAUAUCAAGCAAGAACGUGUUGCUCGAUAAGGAAUAUGAAGCUCAUGUCUCAGAUUUUGGAACUGCUAAGCUUCUCAAGCGGGAUUCAUCCAAUUGGACUCAACUUGCAGGCACAUAUGGAUACAUGGCACCAGAGCUUGCUUACACAAUGAAGGUGACUGAGAAAUGUGAUGUUUAUAGCUUUGGAGUGUUGGCAUUAGAAGUGAUCCAAGGGAAGCAUCCUGUGGAUAUUAUCUCCACUUUUUCAGGUUCAUCUGGCAACAUGAAAAUAGAGCUUGAUGAUAUGUUGGAUCCAAGGCUUCAAUUUCCCUCCCUGGAACUGCAGAAUAAACUGAUUUCCAUCAUGGAUUUGGCUUUUUUAUGCUUAGAUGUAAAUCCACAGUCUAGACCAACCAUGCAAAUUGUGUCUCAGCUUUUGAGCAGCUAAAUUCUUAUUGCUGAAGUAAUCACACUUGAUUAAUAAUUUUUGGCAGGUAUGUUUUUGAAUCAAUUGUUUGUAAGAAAGUUUAUCAUAGUUCCAAGAUUCAGCAACAAUUAGAUUUGAAAGUGAUUUGUAACAAAACUCAUUUUAGCUGUUGAAACAAUGCAGUUGGCACUGGCUACAAAUUAUUGCUCAUUCUUAUUC